Messenger RNA from Scatophagus argus, 3141 nucleotides. RefSeq names its product beta-1,3-galactosyltransferase 2-like. NCBI's taxonomy places the organism in Eukaryota, Metazoa, Chordata, Actinopteri, Scatophagidae. The transcript has 4 exons. Gene Ontology annotation, cellular component: membrane. Bases 131 to 1204 code for a protein of 357 amino acids. Gene Ontology annotation, molecular function: N-acetyl-beta-D-glucosaminide beta-(1,3)-galactosyltransferase activity. The record is from RefSeq and is a predicted model, not a curated record.
AUUUGUCUGACACACUCCACCACAAACCACAGCGCUGUAGGACUCUUAGUCAACAGCAACAUCCUCAUUCUUACCUGCUGUCUGUCUGUUUGCUCGCUCUAGCUUGAAAAUUACUCUCUGCCUUUCAAAAAUGCUGGAAUGCUCUGUUUCCAGAUGUGAAAAGACUCAGCGGACACGAGCUCGACGAUGGUUGUGUGUUUUGAUGCUGUUGCUCAUGAUGGGAACAAUAAUGUUAAUAUUCUGCAAUUUGAGCCCCCAAGUGUCAUGGCAUGUCAAAGUUUGGGCAACAAACUCAUGGUUGAGCCAAUCUCACAACAAUAUGACUUCUUCUUUUGGCAGUAUCUCAUCAGCUGACCAUUCAAUAUCAGAGUACAUUGUGGCAUACCCUCACCAGUACCAUUUCGUGCUGGACGAACCUAAUAGAUGCCGGGAGGAAAGCCCAUUCUUGGUUAUUAUUAUCCCAGUUGCACCCCACAACAGAGAGGCUCGUGACGUAAUCCGCAACACAUGGGGCAAAGAAAUGACAGUGCUGGGCCAAGUGGUCAGAAGUUACUUCCUAUUGGGACUGUCCACAGAAAAAGAUGAGGCUGAGCCCCUUCAGGAGCAAGUGUUACAGGAAAGCCAGAGAUAUCAUGAUAUUCUCCAGAGUGACUUCUUGGACAGCUACAAUAACCUCACCAUCAAAACCAUGGUCAUGUUUGAAUGGCUCAGCUCCCAUUGCCCCAGCACCUCCUAUGCUAUGAAGGUCGACUCAGACAUAUUCCUUAAUGUCCACAAUCUCGUUGACAUGCUUUUGAAAGCCCCCCGACAUCUCUACAUGACAGGAGUGGUGGCAAGGGGUGCUCAAGUUCUCAGAGACCAUACCUCCAAGUGGUUUCUCCCUGUUUCUGUUUUCCCUGAGUCUAAGUACCCACCUUAUGCCCUGGGACUGGGCUAUGUGUUCUCACUGGAUUUACCCAAGAAGAUACUGGAGGCAUCCGCACAUGUUAUAGCUGUUUACAUUGAGGAUGUGUACGUGGGACUGUGUAUGAGACAUUUGGGAAUCACACUGACAGAGCCUCCACAAAACGGUUUGUUUAAGACAACGAUUCCUAAUUUAACAGGCAACUGUUGGGCCUCUCUCAUUACAGCAAUUCUUGAGAACUCUAAUCAACUUUUGAAUGUAUGGGAAACAUAUCAGAUGCAAGCACAAAGUGGCUGUUAAGUAUAUCUGCCUGAACCUUACAGAGAUGAUGACUGUUUUAAAGUUGCACCAUAACUGCACAGCAUAGCUGUGUGUAUUUAUAUUUUUAGAAAUAUAAGUUCCAUAUUUAUUUUAACCCUGGUGUGUGAUAGCUGAAGAGUCUGUGCUGGUUAUAUUUAUUUAUUGAAAAUAUCUGAGUACUGAAUAGAUCAGUUGCCCUGUUUCUAUUAUUCUUUCUAGUGUAUUUUAUAGUAUAUUGGUUCUUCCUUCUGUCGACAUUUAAAUUCUGUUGGGCCUCUGACUGCACACACUGGCUUGCCUUGUCCAACUUCUUUCUGUUUCCUUUCCUCCUACGUCUGCUCUGUUGACUUUCUUUGUAAGUCAGAUAUUUUAUUUAGUCAUCUAAAAAACCACAACUUGAGUUUUGGACAUUUUCACCCUCUGCUAUCAGUUUUCACAAUGGCAAGUGAGCUGCCUGUGGAGGAGGCUUGAAACCACUGUGGUAGCCAAUGACAUCGCACGAACCAGGUGCAGUUACAGUCUUAAAACUAAAGCAUAUUUAAGUCUAUAUAUAAGCGUUUACAUGAAGGAUAUAGCAUCAGAGCUUUUGAAAGCACCCAACCACAUUCUUUUAGACAGUUCACACAAUGCAUAGAAAUACACUGUAAUAACUGAACGUUGAUACACUGCACAACCACAACAUCAGUUAAACAUAUUCUCAGGAACAACAGAACCUGCACUUUUUCUUACCUGUUUUAUAAGAUUAGCUGCAACCACAACAAUCACCAGCUGCUUUUUAGUAUACACAAUGACACCUUCAGUUGUAAAAAAGAAAAAAAAAAAUGUUGUGACCAGGGCUGAAUCGGAUAUGCAGCAAGCAUAUCAUUGUUUGGAACAAAAAAUAGUUUCUACAUGUUUAAUUAAAGUUCGGUCAGUUCUACUUGACCAGACAGAAUACCAUGACAUUUUGUACAUGAAUUUAUUGAUCCUAAGUGAUGAAUCCUAAUGACUUCUGUGAUCCUCUAACUUUUCCUCUAGCAUCACAAUGUAGUUGUCAUUUCUGGGUUUUAUGUGAAAUGUCUCAACCUCUGCAAAUUUGGUACAGACAAUCAUGCUCACCAGAAGAUAAAUUAAUCCAGUGCUAUCAUUAGUUUUUUGUUUUUAGGUUGUUUUACUUAAAAGUCAUUUGUGGUAUAAUGAAAGAAAAAUGAAGUAUGUUGAAGGUAGAAAAGUGUGCUGAAAGAAAACUGAAUCUGAAGAGAUGUUUUCAUUCAUUGAAUAAACUGAACAAUAUUUUUACAGCAUCAUAUACAAUAAGAUGACCUUUAACUUGGUAUGCAUUUUUGAAAUCUGUCUGAAGUCGACUAUGACAGAUUAUGGUGAAUUAUGGGAAAUUAGGCUGCAUGAUGGAAGAUGUGCCAGUAACAACACUGACACUGGAUGGCCUAUUUAGACAUUUGAGCUAAAUCAUGCAGCAUAAUGUACUGAGUUCAUGGGAACUCUAUACAAAACAGUUUCUCAUCUGCUGAGUGACAAACCUCAGGAAGACAUCUUGAAACCAAUAAUUUACAUUUAGUUUUUAGCUGCAGAAUGAUUGUCAAUUUGUCUGUGAAAUUUCAGUAUGUAGAAAUGAGAAAUGAGUCAAGCCUGCAGCGAAUGUUUCACAAUAAAUAAAUAAUAUACAUUUAUACAAAAUAAAUCAAUUUGACUGAUGAAAAUUUAGAUUCUAUGCAACACAAUUUACUACACUGAGAUCAAUGAAAAUAUGUGAAAUAUAUGUAAAUAUAUAAUAUAAAAAUACUCCGCACUGCUGCCAGUUUAUGCAUAAUUGUGUAAUGGAUGUGUUCAUUUAUGACAUUUCACAAUGUAAUUAUUUGAAUUUUUAGGUACAUGUCAUGAAUUAAAUGAGUAUGUUGAUGAGAAAUGAGAAUUAAAUGAGUAUUUUAUAUAUUAUAGGA